Molecule: messenger RNA, 4731 nt
Organism: Zygosaccharomyces rouxii
Lineage: Eukaryota; Fungi; Ascomycota; Saccharomycetes; Saccharomycetales; Saccharomycetaceae
Gene: ATG2
Product: Atg2p
Exons: 1
Coding region: 1-4731 (1576 amino acids)
Biological process (GO): reticulophagy; piecemeal microautophagy of the nucleus; autophagy of mitochondrion
Cellular component (GO): extrinsic component of membrane; phagophore assembly site
Molecular function (GO): phosphatidylinositol-3-phosphate binding
Source: RefSeq, a predicted model, not a curated record
AUGGCGUUUUGGUUGCCUCAAACUAUUCAGAAGAGGCUCUUGUUCCAUGUACUGCAGCAGGUGUCAGUUUUCUCCAACGUGGAUUUAUCAAACCUACAUGUGUCACUUGGUUCGAGUUCGCAGUUUUCGUUUGACGACUUAGAUCUAGCUGUUGAAGAACUUAACAUACCAGGAUUUGAUGUCAAGAGUGGCAAAGUUGGACAUUUAGAUUUAAAGUUGAACGUUUCUGGGGGCGUCGGCGUAAAUGGUAAGAGUUUAGAAUUUGUGGUGAAACCUAAACUCUCGAGAAAAGAAAGUGAAUCAGGUACUUUUUCCCUAGCUAAAAGUAUACAUGAUUUGACCAAUUCUAUAAUUCAAUUUGCAGAUACGAACCAACCUGGAACCAGUGGAAAUAAUAGUAACAAUAGUAAUGACACAGGAGAAGAUAUUAAUUCAGAAAUUUUAAACAGCCCGACUACGACGAGUAGUAGUAGUAGUGUGAGUAGUAAAGAAGAAAUUGAAGCCGCGCCAGCGGUGAGUACAUUGGAAAGUGUGAGAAAUCGGAUACUCAAUGUGGCAUUAUCAAAAUUGAUGAUUACCUUUGAAGACAUAAGUUUCAAAAUUUUAUUUGAAGACGAAGAGAUAAUAGACAUAAAAUUAGAAAAAGUAUUUUUGAAUACAGUGGAAAAUAAUGUAAGAAGGAUUAAAGUUCAUAAUUUAAGUGUGCAUAAGAGGAAGAAAGUUUCAGAUGUACCGAGUACGCGCAAUAUGGCACAUUCCCUUUAUCAUUCACAGGCGGAACCGGCAUCUCUUUAUAUGAGUGCUAUGGAAAGCCAAGAAAAGGAGGGCGGCGAUACUAGCGAUAACAGUGUUGGCUCAGGAAGUUCAGAUGAACAAUGGGAAAGUGGAAAAGAACUCUUAUUUGUCAAUUCUAUCGAUAUAUCCUUUGAAGGGUUGUCAUCGAUUGAUGAUUUGGGUCUUAAGGACUUACUUGUGAAUAUUGACACUGUGCGCAUCUCAGUGGAUGAUAUAUUAGAUUUAAACGAAAGCGUGUUAGAUUUAGUGGUAAAAACUAUUUUCAAGGGGCAAUCGGAGAAGACCCCACAACCAAGCACAUUAUCAGGGUAUAGGAGAUUUCAAAGGGAGCAGGAUAUUUUAGAAGGAAUUGCAUUUUUAGCCGUGAAGGCGAAUUUAAUCAGGAUAGAUUUUGCUCAAGAUUUUAGUCUCUGCUUUAAAACUGUAAAUUUAGACAGUUUGGGUAACAAGGAAUAUGUCAUCACUAUUGAUUCUUUCGAGUUUAAAGGUGGAGGAUUAAGCUCUAAUCACACUACCGCUCCUAUAAUCCGUGGUGUAAUCAAGCCUAAUGAAUCACGUUUCUCAUUAUUGCAUGAUAUCAACGUUUCGUUGACCAUUCCAGCUCUGUCUGAGCUUUUUGCAUUUUCACAACGCAUUUGUGAUUUUGUAUCACUGUUAGAAAAUAAAAUUGUCAAAAAAGGUUUGGCGAGGCCUAAAUCUCCAGCUCAAGAGCAACGUAUUUUAACCGGCACUCGAUUCAUAACUAUUGCAUUACAUAUGGAUGGUUACGAAUUACUUUUGAAAAUAGAAAAUGUGGGUUCGAAUACAGCAUCAGAUGUUUUCAAGACUAAUUCUAUAAAAAUUUUAAGGAAAAAAGAAGAUCAUUACGAUUUGUUGUUAAAUCUUCUAGGUGUUUCAAUUGCUGUAUCCAAAUCUCGAAUGCAAUUAAAUUUUUUUGAUGAAAAUUUGGAGGAAUCCUUAUUAACAAGUAAGACUUUUUGUGGAAUUAAAGAGGUCAUUGUAGAGGAUGAGUUUUCAAGGUUGAAAGAUUUGAUUGAAGAUUUAAAACAAUUGGCUCCUUCUUUUCAUAUUCAGGAUCAAACGAAGAACAAAGAAAGGAAAAAUUCUUAUUUGAAAAGGAGCGUUCGGAUACUGCAUUCUUCUAAUAUUAUUUAUAAGAAUACAGCUGCUGCAUCUUUUGCAUUGAUCAUAGAUUCGAUAAAUUUUAAGGUGAAGAAUUUUUUAAAGCCGCACUUUGGUAUACUGGAUGGAAGAUUUUCCAAUAUUGCCCUGGCUGCUACAGAGGAAGGAAAUCUAGUUGCUUUCUCGAAACAAAUUUCUUUGGAAAGGCUGUUUGCCAAAGAGUCUCAAGUUAUUUUGAAGCCCAUAACACAAAUGAAAAGCGAUAAGCCUAUAUUUUAUUUUCAGCGUAAGAGUAGUGGAAGACUAAGAGUUACUUUGCGCAAUGUGGAACUUUAUUAUUAUGCGAAGUGGUUAGAUUUUCUCAAAGAUCCAAAAGGAGCUGGGAGUGAAGGAAUGGGGGAUCACAAAGACUCUACUCAUUCUUCACAUUCUUGGGAACUCAAGUUGGUGGAUUCUUCGAUUUUUUUAAUUCCUUAUAGGCUGAGCGCAGCGUUAGUAGUGGUUAUUGACCGUUUUACCAUGAGCGGGAAGGCACCAGUAUUCCAAUCCAAGGGUUUGCUAAACAGCGGCACUUUGUUGUUGAUCGACGAUUUUUCCACUGUUAAGCGGCAAGAAAAUAAAGAAAGACCAUCUUUAGUCUCCUAUUAUGCUCACCAGGGGUUCUCGGCGAUUGGGAAACUCGAAACAACAUCAUUAAACGUUCAAUUGUACAAAGGUGUCAUAUCAUUGGGAAUUAAACUGCAUAGUUUAGCGUUAUCGCUAUGUGCGGAUUCUGCACAUACCAUGGUGCAGCUAUGCAUUGACUUGAAACUCCCCCUUACUUUUCCAGAUGAGAAAAAAUACAACUAUAAUAAUGAGGAUCUGGUGGAUGUUUUCAAAGAUGUAGAUCUAGAAUUUUUCAAUUCCUCUCAUAUCAAGCACGAAAAUGAUCAUGAUGUUGGAGGUAGAGACAAUUUGAUAGUGAUAGAAAAUAGCUUUAUUGACGGAGAGCAUGCGCACGAUGUUGAGAAUGAUGCAGAUCCAAUUGAAUCUAUCGAUGAAGCGGCAAAUGAUUCUUCAUCAGAUUUCACCAAUCAAACUAUUACUUUGCAGGAGGGUUACUUAGACAGCGCCCGAGAAGAGGAGUCACUAGAUCUUGAAGAUGACAAAAACGAGGCUGACAUACAACUUGAUUUGGAGGUAGGUAAGAUUACAUUGAAAUUAUUUGAUGGUUAUGAUUGGAAAUAUACCAGAAAGUCCAUAUCUCUCACGAUUGACCAAGUAGAUCGUGAGAUUAAAGCAGUAGGGAAUGGGCAUCAGGGAGAAGGUCGUGUAGAAUCAGCUGUAUUUGAUUCCAUUUACGUCUCAGCAAAUACCGCCGAUCAUGUCAACUUAAGGAAAAGAGUAAGUGAAGAGGUUCAAGGUGAGCAAAAGGCCUCUGCUUUUUCUAAGAAGGCCAAUCUGCAUCCUUCACGGUUUUAUAAAGCCCUAGUAUUAUUGGAAAAAUUAAAAUUAUCCUUUAUUGGUUACAGAGUGGAUAAUCCUUCCAAGGAAGAAUCGGACUGGUCGACGGAUUUGUUGAACAAAUGUGAUGUAUCAGUCCAGAAAUUCGAAGUUGUUGACAAUGUACCCACCUCUACAUGGAAUAAGUUUUUGACAUUAUCGCGGCAUGAGCAGUGGCCUCGUGAUAGACCAAUCUUCAGUGCGCAACUGUCGACUGUACGUCCAAUUGAUUUUUUGAUGGCCACAGAAUUAAUUGUAAAUUUGGAGAUUGCGCCCCUGAGGUUACAUGUGGACCAGGAUGCUCUCGACUUCCUGGUUAAAUUUGGAGAAUUUAAGGAUAGAAGGUUUGAAUUGAUAGAUGAGUAUCCAGAUACAAUUUUCUUUCAAAAAUUCAAUACCAACUCUGUGAGAUUGAAGUUGGAUUAUAAACCCAAGAAAGUGGAUUAUGCUGGGUUACGUUCGGGUCAUACUAGCGAACUAAUGAAUUUUUUCAUUUUAGAAGGUGCCAAAUUAACCCUCAAAGGUGUCGUACUUUAUGGUGUUAAUGGGGGACCCGAAUUGAUGACAAAUCUAAAAGCUGUAUGGGCUCCCGAUAUUGCAUCUAAACAACUUCCAGGUGUUUUGGAAGGUUUUGCGCCUGUUAAGUCGAUUGCAGCAUUAGGAUCAGGUGUGAAAGCUCUGGUUACGGUACCACUUUCAGAAUACAGGCAAGAUCGUAGGUUCGGUAAGAGUCUUAAGAAUGGUUGCAACGUCUUUCUGAAGACUACUACGGGAGAUUUCGUCAAAAUUGGCGUGAAACUAGCGUCUGGUACGCAGACUAUAUUGGAAAAUACAGAGGAAAUAUUUGGAGGUUCUGGAGCUGAUGGUAGAAUUCCCCGUACAGACGAUCAAGUGGUAGACAUGGAAACUUUAUUGCAGGAAGAUCAGUUAGUCGGCGGUAGUAACCCCAAGAUUAGAGGACAGAAUCCCGCUGCAUUAGUAAUAGACCCAUCCAAGAAUGAUGGUGGACAACCUAAGAUCGUCAGUCUUUACGCUGAUCAGCCACUAGAUCUGCACAAGGGUCUCGAGGAAGCUUACCUUUCUCUAGAGAAGCACAUACACCUUGUCUACGACGUUGUUUGGAAGACCAAAGGAGAAAUUAAAGACACACAAGCUGGAACAGCAGCCGCUGCGGUCACUGUUGCCAAAGUGGCUCCAGUGGCUAUUAUACGUCCAUUGAUAGGUGCUACUGAGGCCGUUGUAAGAACCUUGCAGGGUAUUUCGAACCAAUUCGACAAGGACCAAAUUAACAACCUCAAUGACAAGUACAAAUCACACAGCUCAGAUGAAUGA